Molecule: messenger RNA, 8907 nt
Organism: Ylistrum balloti
Lineage: Eukaryota; Metazoa; Mollusca; Bivalvia; Pectinida; Pectinidae
Product: neurobeachin-like protein 1
Exons: 60
Coding region: 1-8085 (2694 amino acids)
Biological process (GO): intracellular protein localization
Cellular component (GO): cytosol; membrane
Molecular function (GO): protein kinase binding
Source: RefSeq, a predicted model, not a curated record
AUGGAAGAAUUACCUACAUCAGAAAAUCUCUUCCAGCUCUGGAUGAUUUACUCUGCCAAGAAUGACAUUGAAACCCUUAAGGAGUUUUUGGCUAUUUUCAUCAAAACUUACAAGAACUUGAUUGACUAUGAUUUUGACCACCUCAACGAAGUGUUUUCAGAUGAAGGACCCCAUAUGACCAGACUCCCUGAUGGCAUCCUUCAGGUAUUUCGAAACCACCUAUCACAGGCGAGUGAGAUCUAUGCUCAACAGAAAGAUCCGUCACACCUCACACUUGCCAAGUCGAUUUUACAGUGCCUUAUUGUCAUAUGCAGAAAUUGUGACAAUGUGCCUAUGGUUGCCUCCUGUGGUUUUGUGAAGUAUAUUGUAAACAUCGGGAUGACCAUUAUUGAACAAAUGUCAUCAGACUUACCGCCAGAAGAGAAGGAAGAGUUGUCUACCUUUGUGAGACUUACUGUCCAUUUCUUUGAGUGCCUCUACGAUCCAUACUUUGUGUGGCGUCGUCGGAUUAGAGAGUGGACUGUAGACAGAAGUAGAAUCAAGUGUAGACCAGCCUCUCUUCAUGUUGAAGUUGUCCCAUAUUUCUACGAUUGUUGUGAACGUGGAAAUUUCAGUACAGACCUGAAACUCAGACAGCUUCACAUGUUCGGGGCCAUAAUGUGUGGAGACCAGUCAAAUGCAUUAAAAGUGAUCACUCCUGCUACCCUGGAUGUCCUGCUCAAGAUGCUGGUUUUUGACAAGAAACAGGGUCCAACAAACGAACAGCGACAGGAAUUGCUCACUCUGAAGGAGCUAGUCCUCAAGUCUAUCAUCUGUAUGGUUCAUAUGAUACACGGUGCCAUACCAGAUCAGAGACAGGUAGAGGUUUCCCAGGUGAUGGAGGGCUACAUGCAGGUGCUACUGGAGAAUGACAUGGAGCCAGAGGAUGAACAUGAAACUCGUAUGCAGAUUGCCAUGAUAGGUGCCAUUAACGAGAUGUUGGCAUGUCAGGAUAAAAGUGCCCUACAGGUCAUCAUGGUGAGCGGUGGCACGUUCGAUGCAUUUGUAUCACUGCUACAGAAAACUGCUUUGACUGGGAGCGAGGCCCAGAGACUAGCCAUGUCUGUACUGCGGGUGAUGAGUACAGUGCUGUCAGGUUCUGUAAAUGCCAAGGAGAGAUUCCAGCUAAGGGUUGGUUAUACAAAGUUUGUGGAGGCUUUGAAGAGCCUUGGACAACCAUCUAUAGAGCUACUAAAGGCGGUCUUAAAUCUGGUUGUGGAGAGCGAUUUUGACAACACAGAAGAACUCAAUGUACAUAAUACACAAGCAGCCAUUAUGUUGCUAUGUUGGUUGCCUGACAUACAGUCACAUGAUCUCCAAAUAUGGCUGUCAGAGAGUCUGAGCACGCUCUGUGGGAGAGGUCACAACAACAAGAUGAACUGCUGUAAUGACGGAAUGAUCAGUGCCAUUUUAACCGUUCUAGGACGAGAACGUCAAAUCAAUCAGAAAGCUGUUGGUCACCUCAUCAGCCUCCUGGAGUCCCUGGGGACCCAGUCCAUCACAGCAACAGAGUUAAAACAGCUAAUCGGUCUCCUGCGAUUGGAUGAAGAGGAAAAACAGAAUCCGUACUGUAGUCGUCUGAUGCAUGCUAUAUCCACUAUGGCCCGCCGUGAGGGGAAAGAGGGAGCACUUCAUUUCUUCAACCUCCAGGAAACAGCAGAUUGUAUAACAUUGCCAUCUUUCCGGAAAUGGCCUGGUGCUGGAUUCUCCUUCCUGUCUUGGAUUUGUCUUGAUGGUACUGUAGACACUAAACUUCACAACCUACAGGACAAAACCUCCUACAGAAGAAUCCUUUAUAGCUUUGUGUCCAAUGCUGGGUGUGGAUUUGAGGCGUUUGUGACGCCAACUUUUGAUAUUGUGAUAGCUGUAUAUAACCGUAAAGAAUACUCUACUGUGAUAGUAACAGAUACAGGCCUCAACGACAAUCUCUGGCAUUGUAUAGCCAUAGUCCAUACCAGUUCACGUCGGCCAUUCACCAAUAGUCAGCUCAAUGUCUACAUUGAUGGGAGACUCAAACUCAACUCACAAUUAAAAUCUCCUAACAUGACUGAAGCGUUUACGUCUUGCCGUGUUGGAUCGCCAUGCCCUCGUUCAACCAUGAACUUGGUACUCGACCAAUCAGGUCCAGUCGCGGACACAAAGACUAAAAAAUCACCUCUGAAGUUCUUAUUUCCAAGCCAAUCAAAGCCAAGUCCCUGUGAACCAGGGGUGAACUCCUUACUGACUGGAACACAGGAUGAUGCGUGGGGGUCUCCCAUUUCAAUUCACGGACAACUUGGUCUGAUCUGCUUCUUCCAUGAUGCUUUGCAUCCAAGUCAAGUGAAAGCUUUAUUCUCAGCAGGACCAAAUCAUCAGACAUUAUUUGCCAAUGAAGAAUUCUCUGAAUUGAAUGAUCUAGUCCCAAAGAUGGUUCUCCAAUAUGAUGCCAAGGCAUCCAGGGAUGGACUGUGUGUGGACCUGUCUCAGAAUCUAAAUCAUGGCCAGCUCAUUGGCAAACGGUGUGUCACCUGGGAUAUCAAGGAUGUGAUCAACUGUAUUGGCGGUAUUCAGGUGCUAAUUCCUCUGCUUGAGCAGGUGAACAAAGGUCCCUUCCCUGGGGAGGUGGUCAUAUCCCCUCCCGAAAGUCCAGGUGUCAUGUCACACUCCAGUUCACAGGAACAAGAUGACUGGGUUGUUAUCCCUAGUAGUUCAUAUGCAGAUGCCAAACUAGAACAGAACCAGGUGUCGGGAUUCCUGACCUUGUUACGCCACAUGGUUCACACCAAGAGCAUGAACCAGGACACAUUUGUUAGAACUGGUGCUGCCACCACACUCGGAGCUCUCCUGCAAAAGGUUGACCCAAAGCUGAUAGAUGUCAACGUAUUAAUGGCCGUCCAGUUACUGGUGGAGACGACGAUGACUGUCAACAAAAGUAUGGUGAACCAUCUUUAUCAGCACAUCCUGUUUGACUUCAGGAUCUGGAGCAAGAGCGAAUUCCCUGUCAGGAUAGGGCAUAUCCAGUACCUAUCUACAAUAAUCAAAGACGACAGAAAAUACUUCAGGAAGAAAUUUGGUGUACAGUAUAUAAUGGACAUAGUUAGAACCUACUACAGUUCUUGUGAAAGUGGAUUAUCAGCGGUGGAUGCCAAGACGAUUCGCGGAUCCCUUCUUAGUCUAGUCAAGUAUUACAUGACAAAAGAUGUCACUGCAGAGGAGGUGUCCACCAUCAUCUCCUUCAUCCUCACUGUUAAGGAAGAGGACUUGGUGUGUGAGACCCUGGAUAUGCUACUCUCUCUGCUGGACAUGCAGAGACGGCAGGACCAGCUAUAUCUUUUCAUGUUUGAACCUGAUAUGGCAGAACUGUUUCUGGGACUUUUAGUCAAGGGAGGAUACUCUGUCAUGUUCUACGAAAAAAUCAUAAAGGUGCUACAUACAAUUUUGAAGUCAGAUAAAGUAUAUGAGAAAAGCAAAAGUCGUGUUCGCCUCAACGAAUGUGGUCAUCUUGGAUUGGUUGGCAUGAUGCAGAACUGUGAAGUAUCAGGACCUAUGAUCAAACGCUUCAUUGAAUUUGUCGCCAUCGCAGAUUCACCACAGUGCUGUAAUUCCCUGUUGGCGUUAUUACAACUGAUAUAUUACAGCAGUUCUGAUAUUAAGUUGGAGGCCAGUCGACAGAUAUUAGCUUUACUGGUCGGUAAAGUGAAUUCUGCCAAAAAUUUCUCCAAGCAAUUGGGAUGGCAGGAAGCUUUAACAAAGCUAUUCAUCUUCCGUUCAACUGUUGAUCACCCUGUUAACAAUCAUGACAGUGUAGAAGGUUCUGAGAACCCUGUUGGUGUAACAGUUAGUGAUGUUUCUGCAUUGACAAAUAGUAGGGUUCAAACAGCUAGAGAAGGGAGGGAGGAUUCACCGUCACAGAUAACAGUGAAUGGGACUCCGAAACACCCAACAUCAUUGAAUCUUGGUGCUAAUGACUUUUCUCUCACACCCACACCAAAUACUCCACGCACACCCAUGUUCAUUUCACAACAGCAAUUUGAAGACAUUGCUAACUCCGAAGACGAACGCCCAAGAUCAAUGAGUCGAAGUUCAAGUGCAAGUGUUGAGGAUUUAAACACAUUAGGUCAAAGAUCACAAGACCGAUCGGGGUCUGUUGUCAGCCAAUCAGCAUUAAGUAUUUCAACCAGUGACAGUAUCAUGAGCCUGACAGAUGUCACAGAAGGAGGGCCUGAGGAAUCUGGAAGAAAAUCCCAGGACGAGGUUCAGCAUAUACAGCAAGCGUUAGAUAAUCUCGGAAUACAAAAGAUCUAUGUACGGAACAAUAUUGAACGCACUGAGGAACUUUCCCAGAAUCUGUUGAUCAUACUUCUCAGUUUGAUGUGGAAGGGUGUUGAAGGAUCAGACAAAACUGCAUGGAAGGAACGAGGACAGGUGUUUUCUUGGAUUGACAGAAUUGCAGAGACACAUGAGCUUUUACGAUCCCCUACAGAGUUGAAGCGUCGUCUGCUGGAGAUGAUGCUCCACUCAUGUACCUCAGACAUUAGGGAAGCUGGACAAGCAGUGGCAGGUCCAACAGAAAAUGCCAUUGAACUUGUCAGACUGGUUCGACACUUCAUGCAAGCAGACGUCAACCUUUUAUCCUGCAAGGAAGAUAAAUUCACAGAAAGGGAAAGUUCAGAAGGCUCAUUUCUGAUUGAAGACACGAUGACUCUGUUAGACAUUCUCUCCGUGUGGGAUGUGGAAUCGGACGGAGGAUGGAAAGAAAUGGCUCGUCUCGGACUUAACCUCCUCAUACUCUUUGCCAAACAUCCUAACCUGGAGUUGUGUGCUGUAGCAACAGCAAAGCUUCAUAACCUUGUCCAGACAAAGCUCAUCUCUAGUUCUGCCGAAGCUUCAUACAUCAUUGGCAACCUCCACACCAUCAUCGUCAAAGCUGUCACAGAGAAUACAGACAACUACUCCUUUCUAAUACCAGUAUUAAAGGCGCUCAUUGACAAAGCCUUUGACCUUCUGAAUCUUGACCUCCACCUGCCAAACUUGCCUCCAACUGCCAGAAGUCCAACUUUUUUCGACGAUUUCAGGGCCUACUGUCUCACAGAGGAAUGGACUCUGUUUGUGGAAAACUAUGUGAAUCCUCAAAUGAACCACUUUGUGGAGAACACGUUUGGUGACAUUGAGAUGGCAACUAAGGACUUUUGGACAGAUUGUGAGGAAGCCAUGAUGGUCAACAUGCACAAACGAAAUCGUGAAAGAGGGGACAGCAAACUCAAGUUCCAGACUCAGAUAAUGGAGCCAUUUAAAAGCAAAGCCUCACAUGAAAUACGAAGGUUUCAAAAUAUAACUACACAACUGCGUAACCAGCAACUUUCUACCCUCCGCCACUGGAGAGCUACACGGCGUUUUUUCACUGGCGAGCGUGGAGCUUGGGCAGACAGAAAUAUUGCUGCACAUCAUUGGAAACUGUCUAACCAGGAGAAUUUCUCACGCAUGAAGGUGAAACUAGUCCAAAACUACAAUUUUGAUCUUCAUACUGAGGCGGCGAUGCUGCGUGACAAUCUGGGCAUCAAUGAAACAGAUGACUCUGAGCAACUUAAGCGACUCAGUGUUGCUAAGGAAGCUUUGGUAUCCAAGGAAAACAUUGCAGAUGAUACAAUCACAGAUGAGGAGUGGAAUGUUAUUAGUUCUCAAGGACCAAGUGAACACAACGACAAAGAAAAACUGGUCCAUUCUGAAGAGUGUGAACUCGUGACCUUAGUGGAUGUCAUCAAAGGUCGUUUGGAGAUUACAACAACACAUGUGUAUUUUUUUGACUGCAGCUCAAACAAAGAGGAAGGAGGUGAAGACUUCAAGUGGGCUGUGUCCAAACUGAGAGAAAUCCAUUUUCGUCGCUACAACCUGCGCCGUAGUGCCUUAGAAAUGUUCCUGGUGGAUCAGACUAACUAUUUUGUUAACUUUCAGCCAAAGGUCCGAAACAAAGUUUAUAGUCGCAUUCUAGGUCUCCGUCCGCCAAAUCUGAUCUACUUUGGAUCACGAUCACCAGCAGAACUGCUCAAGUCAUCAGGUCUUACACAAAAAUGGGUACAAAGGGAGAUUUCUAACUUUGACUACCUGAUACAACUCAACACUAUAGCAGGGAGGACAUACAACGACCUCAGCCAGUACCCUGUGUUUCCAUGGAUACUGAGCGACUAUACCUCAGAAACACUAGACUUGGACAAUCCAGAUGUCUUCCGAGAUCUGUCAAAACCAAUUGGAGUUGUGAAUCCAAAGAACAUUGAGAGUGUCAGAGAAAAAUAUGAAACAUUUGAAGACCCUUCGGGAGUGAUUGAGAAGUUCCAUUACGGUACACAUUACUCAAACGCAGCCGGUGUGAUGCAUUACAUGAUCCGCAUGGAACCCUUUACAGGAUUACACAUACAACUUCAAAGUGGCAGGUUUGACGUGGCUGACCGACAGUUUCACUCCGUGAUUGCUACAUGGUCAAGUCUGAUGGACAAUCCUAAUGAUGUCAAAGAGUUGAUACCUGAGUUUUUCUACCUCCCAGAUUUUCUAGUCAAUAACAAUGGGUUUGACCUGGGAUUACUACAGCUGUCGAGGGAGCCUGUAGGGGAUGUGAUUUUACCUACCUGGGCCAAAUCUCCAGAGGAUUUCAUAUGGAAACAUAAGCAGGCCCUGGAGUGUGAACAUGUUUCUAGUAACCUGCAUCACUGGAUAGAUCUGAUCUUUGGAUACAAACAGAAGGGACCAGCAGCUGCUGAGGCGCUGAAUGUCUUUUAUUACUGUACCUACGAAGGUGCAGUGGACCUUGACGCUAUCAAAGAUCCGCGUGAGAGGAAGGCAUUGGAAGGAAUGAUUAAUAAUUUCGGUCAGACACCAUGUCAACUUCUGAAGGAGUCCCACCCUCGACGCAUGAGCUUCGAUGAAAUGGUGGCGAAGUCAAUCAAGAAUGACAAAGCUCUGAACGUUUUCUUCUUCCUCAACCAACUCAAGGUCUUCUUUGUCGAGGUAUCCAUGGAAACAGAUCCCUUGGUGUACAUCAGUGUUCCUCGUAAUCAGGCUCGAUCCAUCAUACAACAUGGCAUGCCAGACACAAUGGUGACCGUGUCGGAGGAGGGAAUUGUGGGAUUGCAUGGUUGGCUUCCGUAUGAUAAGUCCAUCUCUAACUACUUCACCUUCGACAAAGAUCCCGCUAUUGCAAACUCAAAGAUAAAGCGCAGAGUAGGGGGACCAUUUGCACCAGGAGUGAAAAUUGAUGCCAAACUGUUUGUGGUAUCCCAUGAUGCAAAGCUUCUCUUUAGUGGUGGUCAUUGGGACAACAGUUUACAGGUGUACAACCUUGGAAGGGGAAAAAAGGUCAACCACAUCGUCAGACACAUAGAUAUUGUGACGUGUCUGGCUCUGGAUUACUGUGGAAGUCAUCUCAUCACUGGGUCACGUGACACAACAUGUAUGAUUUGGCAGAUACAACAACAGGGAGGAGUCAAUAUGGGGAUCAAGCCUAACCCACUUCAGACACUUUAUGGUCACGAUGCUGAGGUGACUGCCGUCCAUAUCUCGACUGAACUGGACAUGGCAGUGUCUGCAGCCAAAGAUGGAACUGUGAUUGUCCACACUGUGAGGAAUGGCCACUACAUGAGGACACUACGGCCGCCCUGCUUGACCGGCUACACUCUCAACAUACCUAUGGUUGUUGUAGAUGAGUCUGGUCAUAUAGCCCUGUAUUGUCAUGAAACAUUCCCAAUAGAUCCAAAGGAGAGGUUUUCCAUCCACUUGUAUUCUGUGAAUGGGAAGCACUUAUUUGCGGAGAAAUUGAUGUAUGGUUUAGGUCACAUGAUUGUUUCUGGUGAACAUCUCAUUACUGGAGACACACAGGGCAACCUCAAUGUCCUGGAAAUCUUUGCCUUGAAGACAUUGACGUCACUCCCCCUCCAUGUUCCAAUUCACUGUAUUUCUAUAACGACCAAUGGAAGUCACAUCUUGGUUGGUUUACGAGAUGGCAAGCUCAUCAUUAUUGGUGUCAAGAACAAGUCUGACCUCAGGUUCCCACAAAGGAAGCCAAUGUUUGAUUUGUAAAUUAGAAUGCAAACAUCCAGGUAACAAUGACUAGAUUUAGAGCAUGUGACUAACACAGAUCAUACUUUGAUUGUACUAAGCAUUGAUAAAGGUUAAUAACAGAAUUUUAUAGUUUUAUCAUAGACUGAUGGUAAGAUUAAAUACAGACUCUGAAAAAUAAGUUUACAUGUCUUUCACUUAAUUCUUUUAUAUAGUUUGUAAAAAAGAAAAAAAGACGAAAAAUUGUAAAAUAACGUUGAGGUUUGAUGGCAUAUUUUGACACAUAAUUCAUACAAAUGACAUGGUACGGCCAGCCAGUGAUAUUUUAACUUAUAAAUAGAAUGAAAAGUCAGUGUAAAAGAAUGAUUGGCCUGAAACGCAUUUCCUAGAGAUUUGAAAACAUUCUUGAUGAUGUGAUCAGACGAAUAAAAAUGUUUUUAACUACUUGUUAAGAAAAACAGAUGAUAUCGGUAAAGUAUGAUAAGGAUUGAUUGAACUGAUGAUAUGGAGAAGAACAAAACAAAAAUUUCUAAAGAACUUUUGUUAACCUGUAAGUUUAUCAUGCUUAGUACAAUCAAGAACAAAGUUUACAAUAUAAACACAUGAUUUGGUGUAAGGCAGAGUGAUAUACUGGUAAAGUGUGUUUUUAGUAACAUUGCUUUACAACAUUUCAAAAUGUUUUAAGGCAAUACUGAAAUUUACAGAUGACAAAGUAACUGUAAGCCAUAUUAAGAUAUAACAUACUGUGUACUAUUUUUAGUAACAAAGUACAUUUUGUAUACAGCAUUACGGCACAGUUUAAAGCUAAACUAAAAUAAUAUGCAUUUCUGAUUACAUCUGACU